Messenger RNA from Monosiga brevicollis MX1, 1365 nucleotides. RefSeq lists its product as uncharacterized. Gene Ontology annotation, molecular function: protein binding. The record is from RefSeq and is a predicted model, not a curated record. The coding region runs from base 1 to 1365 and encodes 454 amino acids. Lineage: Eukaryota; Choanoflagellata; Craspedida; Salpingoecidae. The transcript has 8 exons.
AUGCGCAAUGAAUUUGUCAAGGUGUUUGCCUGCGAUGCUGCCGACUUUAGUCUGAGGAACCACAUCAUAAACGAGCAUCCAGACGAAUCGAAAGCCAAGCAGCCGCCUCAACGCGUCAAGUUGCAAAACCCGGGUCGUGGUGCCGGAGUUUGCUGCGUUAAAGUCAUUGUCGAAGCUACCAACGACGCUUCAGCAGCUGAUGACAGCAAGAACGAGGAGGAGCUGGAGUGUGGCAUGACGCUGGCCUUUAACGAGCUGACGCCAGAACGAAUGGCCGAGCUGAGCCACAGUCUCUUGUCGGCGCCAUUCAAGUCAGGCACGCACGAGCUAUUCUUGACGCCCUACGAGCAGCUGUCGCAGCACGGCCUGGUCACCGCCGUGGUGACACAGUUGAACCUGUUUGACAACGACAAGGUGCACUUUGUCAACGUCUUUUUAUUGUGCACGGUUGUGUCCAAAAGAAGCGGCAUAUUGCAAGGCGUCGGGGGGUGGACGACCACGCCGGCUGGGCUUCUCAAGCUGUUUCUGUUGUGCCAUGGAAAAAAUGAGGUGUGGACCGCGGCUCAAGACUUUAAGCCGUAUCUGCAGCCCGGUUGGCUGGCAGGCGAAGCAGUUCGCGUUAUGCGUCCAAGCCUCAGUUUAGAAGCACUCUCGAAGCUGUUUGUUACGGGUGAGGUGUCAUGGCAGGCAAAGGGGCAUGAGGCCACUGAUCUCGCCUCGCAGUCGUCAGCGUACGCUUGGGCAACCAAGUACGCCGGUCCUCGCAACUGUCAACCAAUAUCAUUGGCCAAAGAUAGCGGUUUGAAGCGGAUGGUGAAGAAUAGAGAGAGAGAUACCGUUACCAUGAGUGAUGAUGGAAAGCAGCUGUGGGAUGCGUGUUAUGCAUCAGAUCCACAAGAGGUGCUGCAGCUGUUGACCAGUUGGGACCAACAACGUUUUCAAGAUGCUGCUCAAUUCAGAAAUGCAAAUGGCUGGACAGCACUGCACGUUGUCUGCCUUGACGGUCAUGUCAAGCUGGUGGAGAUGCUGUUGAAGCACGGUGCUGAUGCUGAAGCCAAGAACUACGUCAGUAAAAUACCUUCCUCUUCCUUUUUCCCCUAUGAUGGUGCACCUGUACAACAAGAUGAUGAUGAUGAUGCUGUACCUGUGGUGGAGAUGCUGUUGAAGCACGGUGUUGAUACAAAAGCCAAGGACAAAGUCAGUACAGUGCCUCCCUCUUUCCCUUUACCCCCCUAUGCUGGUAUACCUGUAUACCUGUACCACAUGAUGAUUAUGGUGAUGAUGCUGUACCUGUACGUCAUGCUGAUGCAUCAUCCCACAGCAUGGUCAAACCUCGCUGUACUUGGCCUGCCUCGAAAGUCAUGA